Molecule: messenger RNA, 732 nt
Organism: Dentiscutata erythropus
Lineage: Eukaryota; Fungi; Glomeromycota; Glomeromycetes; Diversisporales; Gigasporaceae
Source: the annotation of a GenBank genome assembly
AUGGUAAAUACACAAGAAUAUGUGGAUAAGAAUUUUGAUAAAAGCGUUAGCGAUAUUAUUGUUAUUGGUAAGGACAUGGAAGGUGAUUUAGACUUGACAGAUUAUUCUAAUUUAAUUACUGUGGACCUCGGAAAUAAUCCACAUAUAAGAAGUUUAAAAUUAGCGCCAUCAACCAGGAUUAGGUAUAUAAGUACUUAUAAUACUGGGAUUACAGAAUUUUCUUUUUAUACUAGUACUCCUGACUUAGAGAAUUGUUUCUUAAAUUAUUAUCGUGAAAUUGAAGAAAACACUCGCUUAUUUGCUCAAGUAAUUAAAGAUAUUUGCCGAUUUCGACUAAGAGAAUCCCAAGAACUCUCGCAAAUUAUUUUUCCCAACCAAUCUUAUAAUUUUCUCCAACUUAAGCAAGAAAUCACUAGACUUAAACUCCAAGAAUUAGCUCCAAAACUAAGGAGAGAAAAAACAAAUUUAGAGCAACUAAUUAUCACUGCCAAAAAAAAGGCAGAAAAUAAUUUUGAACAUAUAGUUGAUUUAUUGUUAACAACCCAACAGGAGAUUAGUAAAAAAAAUAUCGAUCACGUAACUCAAUCACGGCUAGAAGGGGAAUUAGAUGCUUACCAAAAAAUUUUAAAAAACAUUUUAACUAAAGAAGAAUUACAAGCUCUUUUAACUAAGCAAGCUGAGCUUUGCCAAUUAGAAGAACAUUUAGCCAGCCUUCAGACUAAUCAGCAGUGA